Saccostrea cuccullata (small rock oyster) is the source of this 818-nucleotide messenger RNA. RefSeq lists its product as uncharacterized. The coding region runs from base 77 to 637 and encodes 186 amino acids. The transcript has 4 exons. NCBI's taxonomy places the organism in Eukaryota, Metazoa, Mollusca, Bivalvia, Ostreida, Ostreidae. The record is from RefSeq and is a predicted model, not a curated record.
GGUUCCCUUUGCAGUUUAAAUUACCUGAUAAUCUAAAAUUAGAACUCAUCCAGGUGUAACAAAUCAAUGACGGAAAAUGUUGACGACAUUUUAUCUAGCACUUUGUUGUCUGCCGCUUGUCUGUGAAGCAAGGACCUAUUGUUACAGUUAUUACUCGAAUGGCUACUCAUCAUACAUUUGUAGAUAUUAUCUAUCAACAGCUGAUAGAUUUGGGAUUGCAUAUGGAACUGUGGUAGGGAUUGGACUAGUAGUGUCUAUAAUUAUUUUUGUUGCCUGUAAAAUGAGGCAGAAACGAACGCCGCACAACCAGGCAAUAGUUCUACAAGGUUAUCCCAGGGUGGCUAACGCUCAGUUAGGACAGCAAGUUUUAUUUGCUCCACAAGCGGGACUCAUCCCAACAGCAGCUCCACAGGGUACUAUUACCAACCCAGCAUUACCCGUAACAAACCGGCAGCCAGCAACAUCUCAGAAUACGGUAAAUAACCCUGUAUCUCCCCCGACCAAUCAACAACACCAGACGCAAAGAACGGGUACAGUUGAAACACAAAGAGUGGGGGCAGAAGGAAUAACAGUCAGGUUACCCGAGACAGAAAAAGACGAGAACAAUACAGACGACCCACCGCCAUACAGUGUCUAGUGUUCUCAUUUUCUUUUUUUUCUUUCAUUGUUAAUGCCUUUCACGUGAACUAUAUAAAGGAAAAAAAAAUCUGAUUUUCAUUGAUUCUUGUAAUAUUCCAUUAUAUACAUGUAUUUCAAAAAGAGAACUUUUCAUGCAGAAUUUUUAACCACUCGUCAUUACAUUGUUUAUUUUAACAUUU